UGAAGUUCGCUUUCGUAUCACCCUUCAUCUAAAUCUGGGAUUUUUCUUUUCAGUUCCAAUUGCAACAUUUUCUCUCUCUCUCUCUCUCUCUCUCUCUCUCUCUCUCACUUUUCUCUUUUCACUCUCUCCAAAUCCAUACAUACACAGUAAAAGGAGGAACAACAAAUGGGGGCUUACCGAGCCGAUGACGAUUAUGAUUACUUGUUCAAGGUGGUUCUGAUCGGCGACUCCGGCGUCGGCAAAUCGAACCUUCUUACUCGCUUCACGCGAAACGAGUUCAGCCUUGAAUCCAAGUCCACCAUUGGCGUUGAGUUCGCCACCAGAAGCAUUCGCGUCGAUGACAAGGUUGUCAAGGCUCAGAUUUGGGACACUGCUGGCCAAGAAAGGUACCGAGCAAUUACAAGUGCGUAUUAUCGUGGAGCUGUUGGUGCUUUACUAGUCUAUGAUGUUACGCGUCAUGUUACUUUUGAAAAUGUGGAGAGAUGGCUGAAAGAGCUGAGAGAUCACACAGAUGCCAACAUUGUGGUGAUGCUUGUAGGGAACAAAGCAGACCUGCGUCAUCUGCGUGCAGUUUCCACCGAGGAUGCUACAAGUUUCGCCCAGCGAGAGAGGACUUUUUUUAUGGAAACAUCUGCCCUCGAAUCGUUGAACGUUGAAAGUGCCUUUACGGAAGUGCUGACCCAGAUCUAUCAUGUUGUAAGCAAGAAGGCCCUUGAGAUUGGAGACGAUCCAGCAGCUUUACCGAAAGGGCAGACGAUUAGUGUUGGUUCCCGUGAUGAUGUAUCAGCUGUGAAGCAAGGUGGAUGUUGUUCUGCUUGAGUGUGUAGUAAAAGUCAGUCUCUGUAUUUUUACUUUAAAACACAUGCCUUGUUUAUACCAUGUAGAGAUUCACCUCACAACAUGAAUAUGAUUGUUUAAAAAGCAUCAAACAGUUUCUGCUAUGGUUUGUAGAGAAUUAUGUUCAAUGUUAGCCAGCUAUUUUUUUAGGAAACAAGCACAUUCGUUUUGGCAGCUUUCCCAUUUUUGUGCA
Vigna unguiculata (cowpea) is the source of this 1030-nucleotide messenger RNA. Its product is annotated as ras-related protein RABA1f-like. Lineage: Eukaryota; Viridiplantae; Streptophyta; Magnoliopsida; Fabales; Fabaceae. The record is from RefSeq and is a predicted model, not a curated record. Gene Ontology annotation, molecular function: GTPase activity; GTP binding.